Messenger RNA from Puccinia graminis f. sp. tritici CRL 75-36-700-3, 1509 nucleotides. RefSeq lists its product as uncharacterized. Bases 1 to 1509 code for a protein of 502 amino acids. The record is from RefSeq and is a predicted model, not a curated record. Lineage: Eukaryota; Fungi; Basidiomycota; Pucciniomycetes; Pucciniales; Pucciniaceae. The transcript is spliced from 3 exons.
AUGGCCACUAGCAACGAUCAAAUGGAAACAGACAAUCCGGCCUCGCCUUCCGACACCAAUAGUUCUGUGUUUGAUGAUUAUUCCUCUGCCACUGAUGAUGAUGUCGACGCCCAGGUUCUAGAAUCGCAUGCCGAUCGCAAACGGAAGCACCGCGAGGGGAAGCAGAAACUGUCAAAGGAGAACAACAAGAUAUCGAAAAUCGCCAAAGCUCGCCAACUUCCACAUCAAGCAACUACGUUGGUUACUUCGGUGACUCAAUUCAUCAAAUAUAUGAUGGGUAUGGAGAGCUCUGGACCACCUUUACCGGAGCCCCCUUCUGAAAACGAAAUCUUGCAAUGGACCAACCACGUCGAGGCUCGCCGUGCAAUGGUACAGAAGAAAGUAAACUGUAAUCAACCUGAAAAUCAAAACCACGACAAAGCUACUAGUUCCAAAAAAAAGAAGCAAGAACUUUCCGCAAACGAAAAAUUCCUUCGUAAAGAAAGACUCGAAGCCAUUAGAAAAGAAGGGGUCCCACUUAUCCAAUACACCCCAGCACGAGAAAUCCCCUCUAAAGCCCUACAACAACCUAUAUCUUCUCAAACAAAACAAAUUGUCGACAACGAAUUCAAAAACAAGGGGUUUUCUCGUAUCACGUUUGACUGGACGGCACGUUCACUCUCUUCGUCACGGUGGAAUACGGCAACUGCCUUGAUCUUGAUAGAAAACUGGAGCCGAUGGUACAAAACGCAAUCACAAAAUCUGAAGGAUCUCGAACAUGAUAUUCAAGGGGUUGUUGAACGAUGGCUUGGAACUAUGCGUGGAACCUACUCAAAGCAGUUAAGAUCGCUGGAAAAUUCCCACUCCACUCCUUCUAGCGGUGGGCAAGGAUCCACAAGCGCUGUGAGCAGGAUGCCAGUUUCUGCUAAAACAAAGAAGAAUCGCCAGAAAUUUCCGACUACGAAGACGAUGACAAGGACCUCACUCGCCCACACAUUCGAAUUAUUCCUCACUGGCGCAGCGAAGCAUUCACCAAGGGUUUUGCAUCAGCUGGACGAAGCUGCAAAACAACUUCAAACCAAUCCGAGGGCCCGAAAAACUUUGGCCGAUCUCUUGCGUCGAGGUGAUAUCAAGAUCGAGCCGGCAGACGCUGAAGAACUGAUGGAAGCUCCCAUAAAACUUCCAAUUGAUUGUUAUAAUCCAGCUUUCCUGGAUGCAUUGACCAUCAUUCAGCGCCGUCUACUCAAAGUCGGGCCUCCUAUUGGACUGCAGGAGUUUCUGACUUCCAUCUGCCAGCAGACAAUCCCUGGAUACAUGAAUACUGAUGAAACCCCUGGCGAUAACGGCACACUGAGACCCAUCACAACGAUUGCCAACAACACACCAAUGACUGGCCGUAAUAUGAACACAAUCUUAUCCGUCCACAUUAACAACCCAACCACUUCCAUCUCAAGCCAAACCACCAACCCAGCUCCACCUCCCCAUACAAACAACAUAACCAUCACUGGAGACUUGAACAUGAAUCAAUAG